This is a messenger RNA of Osmerus eperlanus (European smelt), 3290 nucleotides long. RefSeq names its product DAZ interacting zinc finger protein 1-like (gene dzip1l). Lineage: Eukaryota; Metazoa; Chordata; Actinopteri; Osmeriformes; Osmeridae. Gene Ontology annotation, cellular component: ciliary basal body; cytoplasm. The record is from RefSeq and is a predicted model, not a curated record. Bases 434 to 2728 code for a protein of 764 amino acids. The transcript is spliced from 15 exons. Gene Ontology annotation, biological process: cilium assembly.
AGUCACACGACGGUCUUCCAAGUUCAGGUGCGUUAAAAACGACCGAAAGGUUGAACACAAAUAGUAAAGGUUUAAACCCAGUUUGGUAGUAAUAUUCUUUAGCUACAUUGAGGUAUUCUGAAGGGAUGGCUUUGACAGUUUGUCGGACUAGCCAAGCCCUACCUGUUUCCACGGUAACGGUGUGAGCGUGGCUCGUCCUCCUGUUGCUCCACCCUGAUAGUCGAACUUGGGGCAUCAUCAGCAAUAGCUCGAGAAUUGAACAUACGACGUUUAUUUCAUAGAUUACCCAUGCAAACUGGACAAAGACUCUUAGAACGACCGCGACUGAGUUCUAGCAAAACACGUUGCUGCUAGAGAUAAAUACCGCUCUAAAGAUCAGCAUUUAUUCAAGGGCCAGCUGUAUCCCAGCCUAGUUUUGGUCCCCAGCUGUUACAUGACCAUGCCAGGGCAGCUGCCCCCCGUAGAGCCUCUCCACUGGGCCUCACCCCCCUCACGCCCCCUGCGCUUUCGCCCCCGGACCGAGGCUGUGGACUGGCGGCGUGUCUCCGCCUUGGACGUAGACCGCGUCGCCUUGGAGAUGGACGUGGGUGUCCUGCAGGAGUUCAUCUCCGCGGUAACCUUCUGUGAUGUCAGCGGCGAGAGGUGUCCCCACUGCCGUAACCCUGCAGAGCCGGCGCUGCUUAAGGUGCUGCGCAUGUCCCAGCUCAGCACCGAAUACCUGCUGCACUGUCAGGAUUACCUGAGCAGCCAGGUGUGCAGCCUGGAGCAGCGCCUGCAGGGGGCGCUGUCCCGGGCGGAGGAGGAGGCAGAGGAACGGGCCCGUCGCACAGUUGAGCUGCAGGCCGCGCAACAAGAGAGCAGACGGCGCAAGAAAAUUAUUUCCACCCAACAGUUUCUCCUGCAGGCCAGUUCCAACAGCUACCACAAGUGCCAAUUCUGUGAGAAAUCAUUCGUCAAUUAUUCCUACUUACAAGCACACCUUCAGCGGAGACACCCAGAGGUUACUGGCGCAGAGAGGCAGAAAAAGAGGCAGGUGGAGGAGGGGAUGCAGGAGCUGAGAGAGAGGCUGGAACUGGCCCAGAGGAGUCUGGAGGCUGAAAGAGAGGCUGACGCUCUCAGGAGACAGCAGGCCCUGGAGGAGCAACGGAGGAAGGAGGCGUUGGAGCAAGAAAAGCUGGAGAGCUGGAAGGAGGAGGAGAGGAAGAAGUUUCAGGAGGAGAUGAGGGACCUGAGGCAGCUCUUCUUGCAGGAGUUCAGAGACAUGGCCAGUAGGAGCUCGUCCAUCGAGACUAAACUGCAGGAGCUCCAGACCAGAGAGGUGACUGCUUCCACCCCGGGCUACUUACAAGAUGAGCUGCAACAGAGAGAGAAGGAACUGAGGGUGAAACUAUCUCAGCAGAAGAGUGAAUGGAAGAAGAAGUUUAAGGAAAUCCAGAACAGACAUCUGCUGGAGAAAGAGGAGCUGCAGACUGAGACUGAGAAGCUGAGGAGCAUGGCUGCUGACCACAGCCCUGCUGACCACAGCCCUGCUGACCACAGCCCCCUGCAGAGGCUCCAUCAGCAGGUGCGCUCCUUCUCCAGGCAGGCCAGGCAACAGGAUCAGCUGCUCAGGGCCCAGGAUGAGACGAUCAGGAAGCUGUCAGCCAGGCACAUACCUGUGAAAGACGCCCCUGUCCAACAAAUAGUCCAGCAGUCCACUGCAGCGCAGGAUAAGGAAGAGGAGAGCGAGGAAGAAGAACAACAAGGUUAUUUAUUCUGGAAAAGUCAGGUAGCCCCUCCUUAUAACAGGUGUUCCUGUCUAGCAGAGGUGGAGGACUCGGAGGAGACCAGGAGGCGGGUGCUGGAGUCCCUGCGCAGGAACCCGGGGCUGGGGAGGGAGCUCAGGCCCCUGCUGGUGUCUGCCCUGGAGGAGAAGCUAGAGAACAUGGGCGUGAGGAAGGGUACCAAAGGCAUUUCCCAGAAGUCCUUCAGCAGCCUGAGUGUGGCAGUGUCUGGCCAGCGCCAGCUGAGGUUCAGACAGGUCUCUAACCUCCCGGGCCUCAGGGAGGCUCUGGCCAAACAGCUGGCUCGGAGGGUGCGCCGCCUGCAGAAGAUGCAGACUACCUCAGAACAUCAUGCAUCUGCAUCACAGGCACAGAGUAGGAGCCCUCCUACUCUGCCCUCCUCUAGGAAGACAGAGAAGGUUCCGGUGACUCAACAAACAUCAAAGCCCCAUCAACAGAAGAACCGAACCCCUCCCUUCAGUUCAGACGAGGAGUCUGUGGAGGACAGCGCUUAUGUGACCAGCCCGGGGAGCAGGUCAGCCCCCUCCGUCAGGGUGGUGCGCUCUGGGCCCCGCCCCCCAGCCCCCCCCACAGACGACUGGUCCGACUCCGACCUCUCUGAGAGGCUCUCCGCCCCCUCAGCUUACCAUGGCCGCGCGGUUCAAGGUGCGUUUGUUAAGUCUCUGACCAGGAGCCUGGAGAGACAGCUGAGCUCCCCUGGGACCAAGCCCCCAGGAGGGGUCAGGGUGGGGCCGCCUCCUGCUGGACCCCCCAAACCUAAGCCCCGCUCUGCUGUCAGACACCUACAGUUAUCGGAGGAGGAGAGCGACCUGGAGCUGUCGUCCAUCGAGGAGAUCCUGCCAGCAGGGGGCGCAGUGAGGGGGGGGCAGGGCAGCACGGAGGUGGGCGGGACCUCGGGGACCAGCGUGUGGAGCUCCUCCAAUAGCAGGGCCGGAGGACUUUGAUAUCCUGCCUCCCUGACGCACGUACAAGUGUGGCCCCAUUUUUGGGUCAGUUAUAAUCAUGAUCAGGAGCUGAAAUACACUAUUGAUUCAUUAAAUAUGCCAGUUUUGAAGAGCUUGGGGAUAUCCUAAUUUCGAAAUUAUGAUAUUUUGUAUUUAAGUUAUGUAACAGUUUGAUAAACUUUAAGCACUCUCCUAUUACAAUGUUGAUUGAUUUUGGGAUUAAUGGGAAAAUGUGUCCAAACUUUUGACUGGUACUGUAUAUUGUGUCCCCAAAAAAAUUAUAUUUUAAGAAUACAUUUUGUAAAAUGUAUAAUGUGAUUACAUUAUAGAAGUUAUACAUUUUACAUUGUAUUCAUUAUUACCUUUAUAUAGCAUUUCUAUCUUGAUUCCAAUAAUACAACACGACACAAUAAUGACAACAAUACUAUUGCUACAAAAUUUCAAUAUUAACAUUUAUGUUGUUUUUUUUACAAAUAAACAUUACAAUGUUCCUCAUGAAUGCAGAAUUAGACACAAAUGUUUUAAUAGUAUAAAAGAACAGGAUAAAAUAAUGAAGAUGAUA